AUGGCAUCUCAACACGUAAACGACCAAGAACACGACGAGCAACAAUACCUCCAGCUCAUCCGACGCGUCCUAGACGCGGGAGAUAUCCGUCCAGAUCGUACAGGCACCGGUACCAUCGCCAUCUUCGCGCCCCCCUCUCUGCGGUUCUCGCUCGCAGACUCCACGCUCCCACUAUUAACCACAAAACGAACAUUCAUGCGCGGGAUCGUUGAGGAACUCUUAUGGUUUGUUCAUGGUUCUACGGACUCGACGAUCCUUUCCAAAAAGGGCGUCAAGAUAUGGGAUGGGAAUGGCUCGAAGGCGUUUUUGGAGGGCCGCGGGUUGGGCCAUCGACGCGAGGGUGACUUGGGGCCUGUGUAUGGCUUUCAAUGGAGGCACUUUGGAGCGGAGUACGUGGAUUGCGACAAGGAUUAUACCGGUCAAGGUGUUGACCAACUUCGAGAGUGUAUCAAGAAGAUCAAGGAGAACCCAACUGAUCGUCGUAUCAUCCUGAGCGCUUGGAACCCCAAAGAUAUCCCACAAAUGGCUCUACCCCCGUGCCACAUGCUUUGCCAAUUCUACGUACACCUACCGCCUGCCUCCGACCCAACCCAAAAACCCAAACUUUCCUGUCUGAUGUAUCAACGCUCCGCCGACUUGGGCCUCGGAAUCCCAUUCAACAUCGCCUCAUAUGCGCUGCUCACGCACAUGAUCGCGCAUGUGACGGGGACAACUGCGCACGAACUCAUCAUUCAGCUGGGUGACGCUCACGUGUAUCGCGAUCAUGUCGAUGCGCUGGAGGAGCAGCUGAAGCGCGAGCCGAGGCCGUUUCCAAAGUUGAGAUGGGCGAGGGACAAUAUUGAUGAUAUUGAGGAUUUUGUUUAUAGUGAUUUUGUGGUUGAAGGGUAUGAACCACAUCCUAGUAUCGCGAUGAAGAUGAGUAUUUGAACUUUUGGAUGCUUUGUUUUCGUUGUCCAUCUUGUAUUCCCGAUUUACCUCUUAGAUGUUUGUAAAUACCCGUUCAUGUAUUCCCUGUAUUCGGUUUCAUAGAAUCGUCAGCGUAUCCAGUUUGCCCCUGGAGUGCACAACAAGAUU
Laccaria bicolor S238N-H82 is the source of this 1074-nucleotide messenger RNA. RefSeq lists its product as uncharacterized. The record is from RefSeq and is a predicted model, not a curated record. NCBI's taxonomy places the organism in Eukaryota, Fungi, Basidiomycota, Agaricomycetes, Agaricales, Hydnangiaceae. The transcript is spliced from 2 exons. Gene Ontology annotation, cellular component: cytosol; mitochondrion. Gene Ontology annotation, molecular function: thymidylate synthase activity. Gene Ontology annotation, biological process: dTMP biosynthetic process. Bases 1 to 927 code for a protein of 308 amino acids.